GCCCAAUCCCAUCUCUAUCCCUAUCCUACACAGCAGCCGCCAUCAACAAUGAACAUUGAAUAAUGGCCAAAUGCAAAUCUCAUCUCCGGAAGCCUCCAUGAACCGUCGCAUCGCCGAAUCUCAUCUCCUAUCCGACGCCGCAAGCAACCAAUAAAUCGCAGCUUCGCCCUCGUCGAUGCCCUCGUCGCCGAUCGAUCUCACCUUUUGCAUGCGGGAUUGGUGGCAUUGGCGGCAAGAAUCGUAUGAACUUGGAGUAAUCGGCGUCGUCAGUGGAUUCGAAGAUGGAAGAGAGACAGAGCAGAUUCGCCGUGUUCUGAGAUGGUCUUGUCGUGUCGUCUGCGGCGGCGACACCCUAUCCCAGACCCGCGGCGGCAUACGACGACGUUGGACAGGGGGAAGGAAGAGGAGGACUGGAGGAGGUGAGAGGCGGAUUUAUGGAGGAGUUGGGUGAAAGAUCAGGGUUGGAAGAAUAGCGGAUUUGAAGGAGAUGGAGGGAGUGGUUUGACGAGCAGAGGAAGGUAGAACUGUAGAAGGAUGUUUGUUGGUAGAGAGAGAGGAAGAUUUGAGGAAAAACGACGAAGAGAGUGUAAAGAAAAGAGGAAGGGUCUAGAAUUUCGGGUUUGGUCGGGAUCCCGAGCCAAACCGGAAUAUAACUCAGUUCGGCUAAAUCGAACUGAAUUAUAUUUUGGUUCGAUUUCAGUUUCAUGUGUAGGGUGCUCGGUAGACCCGGUAUACUCAAUUUUGGUUCGGUUUUGACCGAACCAAACCGAUGCCCACCCCUAGUAUCUAGAUAUCAUAAACUAGUAUUCAAAAC
Linum trigynum is the source of this 814-nucleotide messenger RNA. The record is from the annotation of a GenBank genome assembly. NCBI's taxonomy places the organism in Eukaryota, Viridiplantae, Streptophyta, Magnoliopsida, Malpighiales, Linaceae.